AUGGCCGGCGGACGAAGGAAUGGGCACCGAGUGCUGUGUUGGCUCUGUGUGCUGCUGACGGUGGAGAGAGUGCCCGGGGCCUGGGGCCUGUCUACAGAGGCCCACACCAGCCCCCCAUUUCCAGCCUCAGGCGUGAACCAGACCCCCGUGGUAGACUGUCGUGACGUGUGCGGCCUGAACGCCUCCGACCGCUGCGGCUUCGUCCGGACCAACCCUGACUGCCGCAGCGAGGGCGGCUACCUGGACUACCUGGAGGGCAUCUUCUGCCACUUCCCCCCCAGCCUGCUCCCCCUGGCCAUCACCCUCUACGCUCUCUGGCUGCUCUACCUGUUUCUGAUCCUGGGAGUCACCGCCGAGAAGUUGUGA
This is a messenger RNA of Pipistrellus nathusii (Nathusius's pipistrelle), 366 nucleotides long. The record is from the annotation of a GenBank genome assembly. Lineage: Eukaryota; Metazoa; Chordata; Mammalia; Chiroptera; Vespertilionidae.